AUGAGGGAAGUGUUCGUCAAUGCAGAGCUUUGCAAUAUGAGCAUGCUCGUGUCGGUCCCAGAGGGCACAGAGACGUUCGAGGUCUACGGAACCCCGGGCGUGGACAUCUACAUCUGCCCCGGCACGGAGAAGCGUUGCCGGGAGCGUGCGGACACCAGGCGCUGGCAGUUCAACAAGGGCCUGGAGAUCAUUGUGGUCAUGAACUCUCCCAGCAACGACCUCAACGACAGCCACUUCCAGAUCUCCUACCACUCCAGCCACGAGUCCGGGGCCCUGGCCCACGCCGUGCUCUACCUCACCUGUGUGGACAUCGCUCUGGACUGUGACCUGAACUGUGAGGACAGGAAGGACAGCAGGUUUGUGGACAAGAGGAAGUGGGUCUGGGGGCCCAGUGGCCACGGUGCCAUCCUGCUGGUGAACUGUGACCGGGACGACGUGAGCUGCGGGACCCGGGACAACUGUGACAAGCAUGUGCGGUGCCUGCAGGACCUGGAGGACAUGUCCACCAUGGUCCUGCGCACCCACGGCCCCGCUGCCCUCUUCGAGGACCACAAGCUCAUCCUCCACACGUCCAGCUACGACGCCCAGCGGGCCCGCGUUUUCCACCUCUGUGGCCCCGAGGAUUCAUGUGACGCCUACAAGUGCGUGCUGGGCCAGGACAAGGUGUCCUAUGAGGUGCCUCGGCUCAACGGUGACGAGGAGCACUUCUUCGUGGAGGGCCUGGCCUUCCCUGACGCCGGCUUCCCAGGGCUGCUCUCCUUCCACGUCACCCUGCUGGAUGAUUCCAACGAGGAUUUCUCCCAGACCCCGAUCUUCACGGACACUGUGGUGUUCCGCGUGGCGCCCUGGAUCAUGACGCCCAGCACGCAGCCGCCCCUGGAGGUGUACGUGUGCCGGGUAAGGAACAACACAUCUUUUGUGGAUGCCGUGGGGGAGCUGGCCAGGAGGGCCGGCUGCAAGCUGACCAUCUGCCCGCAGGCGGAGAACCGCAAUGACCGCUGGAUCCAGGACGAGAUGGAGCUGGGCUACGUGCAGGCGCCGCACAAGACCUUCCCGGUGGUCUUUGACUCCCCCCGGAACGGAGAGCUGCACAAUUUCCCCUACAAGAGGAUUCUGGGGCCAGACUUCGGCUACGUGACCCGGGAACCACAAGACAGAUCCGUGAGCGGCCUGGACUCCUUCGGGAACCUGGAGGUCAGCCCCCCCGUGGUGGCCAACGGGAAGGAGUACCCCUUGGGGAGGAUCCUCAUCGGAGGCAACCUGCCGGGGUCGGCUGGCCGCAGGGUCACGCAGGUGGUACGGAACUUCCUCCACGCACAGGGGGUGCAGCCGCCCGUGGAACUCUUCGUGGACUGGCUCUCUGUGGGCCACGUGGACGAGUUCCUGAGCUUUGUCCCUGCCCCCGACAGGCAGGGUUUCCGGAUGCUCCUGGCCAGCCCCAGCUCCUGCUUCAAGCUCUUCCAGGAGAAGCAGAAAUGGGGCCACGGCAGGGCCCUCCUGUUCCAAGGCGUUGUUGGCAGUGCUCGGGUUAACACCGUCUCCAUCAACCAGAUCCUCGCCAACAAAAACCUCAUCAGCUACAAUAAGUUUGUUCAGAGCUGCAUCGACUGGAACCGGGAGGUGCUGAAGCGGGAGCUGGGCCUGACGGAGAGGGACAUCAUCGACAUCCCCCAGCUCUUCAAGACCGAGAGGAGAAAGGCCAUGGCCUUCUUCCCUGACCUGGUGAACAUGCUGGUGCUGGGCCAGCACCUGGGCAUCCCCAAGCCCUUCGGACCCGUCAUCAACGGCCGCUGCUGCCUGGAGGAGAAGGUGCGGGCCCUGCUGGAGCCGCUGGGCCUGCACUGCACCUUCAUCGACGACUUCACCCCGUACCACAUGCUGCACGGGGAGGUGCACUGCGGCACCAACGUGCGCCGGCAGCCCCUCCCCUUCAAGUGGUGGCACAUGGAGCCCUGAGCCCUCCCUCCCUCCCUCCUUCCCUCCCUCCCUCCCUCCUCGGCCCUGCGGAGGAACAUCCGUCCCGGUGAUGGACUCAGAGAUGGGCCCCGCAAUGAGUUUUGAGAGAGCCCCAGUCGCCGACGGAAUCCUGAAGCCUUUCCCCUGUGGACGUCCACACCACUCCCCUGCCCCUCUCGGUUCUCAGACUGGACUCCACUUGGCCUCCCAGAGAGGACCUGACCACUGGGGGCCUUUCACGUGGCUCAACAUCACCCACGGAGAUGCCCCGCCCAAACAGCCCCUCUUCACCCCGCUCACUUGAGUUGGAGUCACACUGGGACCUAGAAGCUUCUGAGCAGCUCAUCUGACACCUCUGCCUAUGUGCCCUGGUGACGGAAGGAGCCACCAUUAAGCUUUGGCUUCAUGGUCUCUUGCUCCGAGGGAGACAGCCCUAAAG
Molecule: messenger RNA, 2395 nt
Organism: Sorex araneus (European shrew)
Lineage: Eukaryota; Metazoa; Chordata; Mammalia; Eulipotyphla; Soricidae
Gene: PADI3
Product: peptidyl arginine deiminase 3
Cellular component (GO): cytoplasm
Molecular function (GO): calcium ion binding; protein-arginine deiminase activity
Source: RefSeq, a predicted model, not a curated record